Sitophilus oryzae (rice weevil) is the source of this 1114-nucleotide messenger RNA. RefSeq names its product replication termination factor 2-like. Bases 175 to 1095 code for a protein of 306 amino acids. The record is from RefSeq and is a predicted model, not a curated record. The transcript has a single exon. Gene Ontology annotation, biological process: mitotic DNA replication termination; site-specific DNA replication termination at RTS1 barrier. NCBI's taxonomy places the organism in Eukaryota, Metazoa, Arthropoda, Insecta, Coleoptera, Curculionidae. Gene Ontology annotation, cellular component: nucleus.
UGUCAAACGUCAGUCGUCGUAUACUUCUGAAAUUGUUGAUUUUUAAUGUUUUAGUUUUUAAACUGUUUAGGUUGAGUGUUGAUUAUCGGGCGAUUACGCGUUACUGUUUUUGAUUCAGUUCACAAUUAUUCGUUCCUUUGUAAUACAAACAUACAACUUUUGUAAAAUUCUGUCAUGGGUUGUGACGGUGGAACCAUACCACGACGAGAUGAAUUGGUGAGAGUUAAAAAGAAGCCCGAACAAAAAGAUAAAGACGCCGAAUUAACAGCUUUAUGGAAGUGUUGCGCAAUAACUCAGCAAGUUCUACAGAAACCAAUUGUUGUGUGUCAUCUGGGAAAACUGUACAGUAAAAUGGCCCUAAUCGAAGCUCUACUGGAUAGAAGAAGUUUGCCAGAGGAAUUCAGGCAUAUCAAAACUUUGAAAGACGUUCAAGAUGUAAACCUUACAAAAAAUCCUGAAUAUAAAAAUGAAGAUGACAAAAAAGAAGGUUCGGUUGAUCAUCGUGCCUCGCCAUACAUCUGUCCCGUUUUGGGCUUGGAAAUGGAUGGAAAAUUUCGAUUUGUUGCCGUAUGGGGCUGCGGAUGUGUGUUUUCUGAAAGAGCUUAUAAGGAAAUAGGAACAAAAAAUUGCAACAAGUGUAAUAAGCCGUUUGAAGAUGAUGAUAUUGUUAUUAUGAACGGGACAACAGAUGAAGACAUGAUUUUAAUGAAACAAAGAAUGGAAGUUAGACAAGCAAAAAACAAAAAAAAUAAAGAAAAGAAAAAAAUUAAAGUUGAACCAAGUACUUCAGGCUUAGCAGAAUGUAAAGAUAAGACCAUAAAAGGAACAAAGAGAUCAGUUACGUCAAAGGCUGAUGAUCUUUCUAAGAGGCUAAAAACAGGACCUUCUAAUUCUAUGUCGUUAUCCAAAAUUGGUAAUGUCAUAGCGUCAGGGAAAGCAAUAAAACCUGAAGAAAUAAAGAAGAUGGCUUCUAGUUAUAGCAUAGCAAAUGAUAAGAAAGCUACAGAUGUCUACAAGUCCUUAUUCACUACACAUAAGUCAGAAAAGGAACAAGAUAGAGCUCAUUGGAUAACAUACAAUCCAUUUUAUAAUUGAAAGCAUUUUACUAAAAUGU